Molecule: messenger RNA, 1982 nt
Organism: Archocentrus centrarchus (flier cichlid)
Lineage: Eukaryota; Metazoa; Chordata; Actinopteri; Cichliformes; Cichlidae
Product: cytochrome P450 3A40-like
Exons: 13
Coding region: 150-1733 (527 amino acids)
Molecular function (GO): oxidoreductase activity, acting on paired donors, with incorporation or reduction of molecular oxygen, reduced flavin or flavoprotein as one donor, and incorporation of one atom of oxygen; iron ion binding; heme binding
Source: RefSeq, a predicted model, not a curated record
GCCCUUUGUAUGUGGAAGAAAAGCAGGAAAAGAACCCACACGUCUGAGGACAUGCCUGGCCAUGUUUUUCGGUGUGUACAGCAGGAGAUAAAAGGCUCUGGUCCUGAAAGCUUGUAUUACCACUGAGAGAAAAGAGGAACACUGGAGAGAUGUCGUACUACCUCUUCUUGUCAGCAGAGACAUGGACCCUGCUGGUUGCCCUCAUCACACUGUUGUUUGUGUAUUCCUGCUGGACACAUGGGACAUUUAAGAAAUUAGGCAUCCCUGGUCCCUCACCUGUCCCUCUUUUUGGCAAUAUGUUGGCAUAUAAAAAGGGAUUUUUUAACUUUGAUGAAGAGUGCUAUAAGAAAUAUGGGAAAAUGUGGGGCAUCUUUGAUGGUCGUCAGCCCGUGCUGUGCAUCACUGAUCCUGCCAUGAUAAAAACUAUACUGAUAAAGGAGUGUUACUCUUUCUUCACCAACCGCAGGAAUUUCCAUCUGAAUGGGCCACUGUACGAUGCUGUCAACAAUGCAGAGGAUGAUCAGUGGAGGAGGAUCCGCAGUGUCCUUUCUCCUUCCUUUACCUCUGGGAGACUGAAAGAGAUGUUUGACAUUAUGAAGCACCAUUCAGCCAACCUGAUCAGCAGCAUGAAAAAGAAAGCAGAUAAAGACGAACCUCUGGAGCUGAAAGAGUUCUUCGGACCCUACAGUAUGGAUGUAGUAACCAGCACUGCCUUCAGUGUGGACAUUGACUCACUCAGCAACCCCUCAGACCCUUUUGUCACUAACCUCAAAAAGAUGCUGAAGUUUAACAUUUUAGGCCCCGUCUUCCUCACCAUUGCCUUCUUUCCCUUCAUGGGUCCCAUAAUGGAAAAGCUGGGUUUUUCUUUUUUCCCUACAUCUGUGACAGACUUCUUCUACACUGCACUACAGAAAAUCAAGUCUGAUCGUGAGACCACCAAGCAAAAGACUCGAGUGGACUUCCUCCAGCUAAUGAUUGACUCUCAGCAAAACAAUAACUCCAGUGGUGAAGGACAGGAUAAAGGUGAUACACAGCAAUGCAUCUUCACACAUGGAAACACAGCUUACAGCUGUUCUAAAGGAUACAUCCCUCCUAUCUCCCCAGGUCUGACUGAUCAUGAGAUCCUUUCCCAGGCGAUGAUUUUCCUCUUUGCUGGCUAUGAAACAACCAGCAGCUCUCUCACUUUCUUAUCUUACAAUUUGGCAACAAACCCUCAGGUGAUGAAAAAGCUGCAGGAGGAGGUGGAUGCAACCUUCCCUAACAAGGCUCCUGUUCAGUACCAGGCACUAAUGCAGAUGGAGUACCUUGACUCUGUCAUCAAUGAGUCUCUCCGAGUGUACCCCAUUGCUACACGUUUGGAACGUGUGGCCAAGGCAAGUGUGGAGAUAAAUGGCUUUGUGAUUCCCAAAGAUAUUGUUGUCAUGGUACCCAUCUGGCCACUGCACCGGGACCCUGAGAUUUGGCCUGAACCAGAGAAAUUCAAACCUGAGAGGUUCAGCAAGGAAAACAAGGGGACAGUCAAUCCAUACACAUACAUGCCUUUUGGAGCAGGUCCAAGGAACUGCAUUGGGAUGCGAUUUGCUCUGAUACUGAUGAAACUUGCAAUAGUGGAGAUCCUCCAGAGGUACAGCUUCUCUGUGUGUAAGGAGACCGAGAUCCCCAUUGAGCUGGAUGUCCAGGGCCUGCUACACCCAAAACGAUCACUCAAACUGAAGCUGGUGUCACGCUCUUAACCUUCCUGCUCUAAGAUGAAAGUUUGUCAUUUUAAUUGUGCCAGUUCUUGUACUGAUACAAGUGUGUAUUUUCCUUUCUGAACUGAGUGACAGAUGAACCUUUGUUAAACCUGAAAUAACUGUCAUGAAUGUGUAGACUUUCAGCACUAAUCUGUGCUGUCAUUUUGAUGUACUACAAACAAAAGCAUCCAUCCAUCCAUCCAUUCGCUUCCGCACAUCCUGUUAAGGGUCGCGGGGGGGCUGGAGCCU